GCACAGUGUUGGUAGUGAGCAUCCUACCAAUUCCUUGAUCCUUUAUAUAGCAAAAAGGAGACACAUUAGUGUCCUAGCACCCAUGUUACCAUGUACAAAUCCGAGAUAUCCUCCCGCCAUCCUCGCCUACAAACAUCACCUCCUUCACCGCAGAACAAGAGACUCAACUCAAGAAAGCAACAAACAAUCCACUUCUCAUUCUCUUUUCUUCUCUUCCCUCCCAAGUCCCAAUCUCAAAAUCAAAACCAUAAUUUAUUAUUAUAUAAACAAACAAACCACAUUACAAAUAUCAUCAAAAUCUAACUCGCAAUGCUUCGAAUCUGUUUGAGAACAACUCGCCCCUUUCUUCGCUUCCCUCGUCCCCGCUACAUCUCCAGAAAAUCCUUCAAUUCACCAUCCAAAGACUUACAAAAUUCCCAAAUUGCCCCUCCAACCGUCCCUAACAACCUCUCUCCCACUCCUUCCUCGCCUCUCUCUCGCACCUCCUUCAUCGCUCUCUCCGCCGUCGCUGUUUCCGCACUCUUCGCCUCCGCCGCGAUUCUCUCCUCCGAUUCCAACUCCGAUCACGACGGCGCGCCGAAUCCUCUCUAUGCCGGCGCCGAGCACGCCGUGCACCGCUCCGUCGACUCCUUCAACAAGCUUUUCCACCACGUCAAGCGCACCGGCGUCGCUGCUUCUGUCCUAUGGCAGUCGCUCCGCUCGGUGCUGUCCUCCGCCAACCACGAGGUCCGUUCCGGCUUCGAGAUUCGUGUCGCGGCACUGCUGGCAGAUAUCGCCGCCGCGAGCUCCAGCCGCAGGGCGGCGAUUGUUGGCGCUGGAGGCGGCGCCGUAGUUGACUGGCUGCUCGAGUCUGUUGCGGUGGCCAAGGACGGCGGUAUCGGUACUCAGGCGGAGGCCGCGAGGGCGCUGGCGUAUUUGAUUGCGGACCCGAACGUUUCUGCUGCUGUGCUUGCUCGACCUCAUGCUAUUCCGAAUCUUCUGAGGUUCAUUUUCUCUUGCCAGCCUCGGCGUUCCAAGAAUAAGAAGCAGCAUUCAAGACGCAGUAUAUUUGAUGUUUCUGAUUCUUUGAAAGGCAGGAGCAUGCUCGUGGCUGCCAUCAUGGACAUUGUUACGUCCAGCUGUGACAAUGCAGAAAAGGUGUCAUUUAGGCCAUCGUUGCCUGGAAAUGCUGAAACCAGAGACAUUGCUGCAGCCCUACAGGUUAUUGAGGAAGGGGGUUUGCACUUGGAUGAGCCACCAGAAGGUGAAGAUGACGAUGAUGAUGGUGGGACAGGAAGGAAAGGGAUUGGAAUCAAGAUACUUGGAGGUACCACUGUUUUAGGGCUUUCGAGGACCAGCAGCGUGAUGAAGUUGGAUAAUAACUCUAAUUCCAGUCAUGAAGAAUCAUUGAAGCAUCAUACUCCAAAACCCCUUGUGUAUCAAAGUGAUAAGUAUGACAAUUCACAGGCACAACACAAUAUGUCUUCUGCUGUUGUUCCUGGUCUAUGGGAUGAUUUGCAUUGUGAACAUGUUGCUGUUCCUUUUGCCACUUGGGCAUUGGCAAAUUGGGCAACGGCAUCACAGUUGAAUAGAUCUCGCAUACAGGAACUGGAUCAAGAUGGAAAUGCUAUCUUGUCUGCUUUAAUGGCACCUGAGAGAUCUGUUAAAUGGCAUGCAAGUUUGGUGGUGCGGUUGCUAUUAGAAGAUCGCAAUACACCUUUGAAUGAAUCUGUUUCUGAUUGGAGUUCCAGUCUCCUUUCUACUAUUUCUCAGGCAUGUAAGCAUGAAGAUGUUUCAUUAGCUCAGGUAGCUUUUUCUGCCUUUCUGUUAUCUGUUGAGAGGAGUCCGGGCGUGCAGAAGAUAGUGAUGGAGAAGGGUCUUAAUUUGAUGAGAGAUAUUGCUAAACAGACAACAAAGCAUAAGCAGGUCCAAGAAGCAAUGGCAAAGGCAUUAGAACUACUUUGUACUGGGGACCUGCAUUUAUCUCUUGAAGAGAGUCAAAAAUGGUCAGGCAUUCUUCUUCCCUGGGUUUUUGGAACAUUUUCUUCAGAUACUAUACGAAGUUCAGCCAUAAGGAUUCUUUCUCAGAUCUUAGAAGACUAUGGAGCAUCAUGUAUACCACUUUCUCAAGGAUGGUUAGCCAUGCUCUUAACUGAAGUACAAAAUUCCAUCAAGAAAUCAAAUGAUAAAGGAGCCAGUCAGCCUAACAGUGAUAAAGUGAAGACUUCAAUCAAUAAUGCAAAUAUUGCUUUGGCUGGACAAGUUGCAAAUCAGCUAUCUAGUGCUGUGGUCAAUCUGGCAGCUAAACAAUUGAGAAUUGCGUCUAAUUCUGGGGAUACAUCCACUCUGGCUGAUUUUCUCUCUCUGGAACCUCUAGCAGGACCAUUUAAAAAUUUAAAAAAAGAUAGUCUGCCUAAAUUUGGUGCUGCAGAUUCUGCCUUGGCAACCCUGAAAGGUAUUAAGGCUUUGGCUGAAGUUAUUGCUGAAAACUCAGUGUGUCAGGACAAGGUUGUUGAUUUUGGCAUUUUAUGUUUGCUGAGGCGCUUUUUAUUGAAUGAUGAUUAUGAGAAACUGGCUGCCAUUGAGGCUUAUGAUGCAUCAUCCAGAGCACAUGAGGGGCAGGAGCGGAUGUCAAAUAAAGGAGACAAACCUCCUAUAUCAGAUAAAAAUGAUCCAGCUAGUGUCCGAGUUCCACCCACAGCUCAUGUCCGCAGGCAUGCAGCUCGGUUAUUGACCAUCCUCUCCCUGCAUCCCAAAGUCAAGAAGGUCGUUAUAGCUGAUGAAACUUGGUGCAAUUGGCUUGAUGAUUGUGCUAAUGGGAAGAUUCCAGGUUGCAGUGACCUUAAAAUGCAAAGUUAUGCCAGGGCAACACUUUUAAAUAUAUUUUGUGAGGACCAGUUUAAUGGAAUGUCUGAAACUGGAAGCUCUGGAACUGGAAGCUCUUCUGAUGGUGGUGUAAAAAAUAACUUGUGUCCUCGUUAUGCUGACAUGAUAUUCUUGAUAAAUUCUCAUCUUCCGCACUGGAAGUGUCCCAAAGAAACAGAUCGACGAGGUCCUUUCUCAAAAGACGUAUCUGUGUCUACUUCUGAUGUUACUGAGGAUGGGAUAAAAACCUUAGAUGAUGGCAACUGCUCUAGUUCAAUUGGUUCAACUGAAAGUGGCCUAGAUAGAAAUUGUCCUCCGCUGGACGUAGUUUUUGUCCAUGGCCUCCGUGGAGGACCUUACAAAACUUGGCGUAUAUCUGAGGACAAAUCCUCAACUGUGUCCACCUUGGUGGAGAAGAUUGAUGAGGAAGCAGGAAAGCUUGGAACCUUUUGGCCUGGCGAAUGGCUUUCCAGUGAUUAUCCAGAUGCUCGCUUGUUUACCCUCAAAUACAAGUCUAAUCUCACACAGUGGUCUGGAGCUAGCCUGCCUCUCCAGGAAGUUAGUUCUAUGCUAUUGGAGAAGCUUGUUGCUGCAGGAAUUGGGAAUCGACCUGUUGUUUUUGUAACUCACAGUAUGGGGGGCUUGGUUGUGAAGCAGAUUCUUCAUACAGCGAAGGAGCGAAAUUUUGAUAAUCUUGUGAAUAGUACAAUAGGAAUCGUGUUUUAUAGUUGUCCUCAUUUUGGUAGCAGACUUGCAGAUAUGCCAUGGCGAAUGGGCCUUGUGCUUCGUCCUGCUCCAACAAUAGGAGAGCUAAGAAGUGGGUCUUCAAGACUGAUUGAGCUUAAUGAUUAUAUUCGUCAGCUUUAUAAGAAAAGUAUGCUUGAUGUCCUCAGCUUUUGUGAGACCACAGUAACUCCAAUAGUUGAAGGUUAUGGUGGAUGGGCUUUGCGAAUGGAAAUUGUACCUAUUGAGUCAGCAUAUCCUGGAUUUGGGGAACUUGUUGUAUUGGAGUCAACAGAUCAUAUAAGUUCUUGCAAACCAGUGAGCCGCUUAGACCCUUCUUAUACAGAGACAUUAAAGUUCUUAGAGAAAUUAAAAGCGUGUUAUACCUGACUGAUCCGUUUUUGUGGAGAUGUGUAAAUACUUUUGAAGAGUUAGGUAGGUGUGAUAUUAAUAUGCAAAAUGCAUGAGCUCAUUUAUCACGUGGCUUCCAUUUGAUAACUUGAUACCAUUCAACAAGUUGAGUGAAGCUUCAUGAUGACCUGACAGAUUUGGUCUUAGUAACUUAUACAUUUUUUCAUUGUUCGAUUCAUUUGGUUCAAAUUUUGUGAUUGAUGUUGUAGGUCAGUUGGCUCUUGGGGAUUUUAAUCCGUUCGCCUUGUACAUAAUAGGAAACACAAUUAUAACCCCUGUAUAUUCAAUUAUUCAUAUAAUCAGUCUUCUUUUUUUAUGUCAGAA
Messenger RNA from Lotus japonicus, 4302 nucleotides. RefSeq lists its product as uncharacterized. The record is from RefSeq and is a predicted model, not a curated record. NCBI's taxonomy places the organism in Eukaryota, Viridiplantae, Streptophyta, Magnoliopsida, Fabales, Fabaceae. The coding region runs from base 310 to 3957 and encodes 1215 amino acids. The transcript has 10 exons.